Anisakis simplex (herring worm) is the source of this 304-nucleotide messenger RNA. The record is from the annotation of a GenBank genome assembly. Lineage: Eukaryota; Metazoa; Nematoda; Chromadorea; Rhabditida; Anisakidae.
GAGGUUGGCACGUGGACUGAAACGUAAACAUUUGACGUUGUUGGCUCGUUUGCGUAAGGCCAAGAAGGAGGCAUCCGUUCUGGAAAAGCCGGCCACGAUCAAGACGCAUCUCCGAGAUAUGCUCGUACUACCAGAAAUGGUCGGCUCUAUGAUUGGUGUCUACAACGGAAAAGUUUUCAAUCAGAUCGAAGUGAAACCUGAAAUGAUCGGACAUUAUUUGGGUGAAUUCUCGAUCACCUACAAGCCAGUCAAGCACGGUCGACCAGGUAUCGGCGCGACACACUCGUCUCGAUUCAUUCCACUC